AUGGAUAUCAUGGCUCUGGUGUUUCUGUACACUGCGGCACUCUCCACAGUUGAUGGAUACCGAAACGUUUAUAUGUAUGACAAGCCUCAAACGUUAGAAAACCGCCAAACAAUGGUUCAUUUGCUGGAAUGGAAAUGGCUGGAUAUUGCUGCUGAAUGCGAAAACUUUCUUCAGUACUACGGAUAUGGAGCGGUGCAGGUAAUUUUGGACAUUUUGAAUGAGCACUAA
Molecule: messenger RNA, 228 nt
Organism: Cooperia oncophora
Lineage: Eukaryota; Metazoa; Nematoda; Chromadorea; Rhabditida; Trichostrongylidae
Source: the annotation of a GenBank genome assembly